Molecule: messenger RNA, 4271 nt
Organism: Alligator mississippiensis (American alligator)
Lineage: Eukaryota; Metazoa; Chordata; Crocodylia; Alligatoridae
Gene: XPO1
Product: exportin 1
Exons: 26
Coding region: 164-3379 (1071 amino acids)
Biological process (GO): ribosomal small subunit export from nucleus; ribosomal large subunit export from nucleus; protein export from nucleus
Cellular component (GO): nucleus; cytoplasm
Molecular function (GO): small GTPase binding; nuclear export signal receptor activity
Source: RefSeq, a predicted model, not a curated record
GCCAUGGGCUGAAAACUAAACCGAGAUGGAAUCUCCCAGUCUGAACCGGUUUGAGCCGGUUCCGAGCCUGUGGCACUAGGAGGGGGAGACGCGCCGCGCUCAGUCCCUACCGCCGCCGCCUCCGCCACCGCGUGUGCCUGCUGCCAGCUCCACUCGGUAAUCUAUGCCAGCAAUUAUGACAAUGUUAGCAGACCAUGCAGCUCGCCAGCUGCUGGAUUUCAACCAGAAAUUGGAUAUCAAUCUCUUGGACAACGUGGUGAAUUGCUUGUACCAUGGAGAAGGAGCACAGCAAAGAAUGGCACAAGAAGUCUUGACUCACUUAAAAGAACACCCUGAUGCAUGGACAAGAGUUGAUACUAUUUUGGAGUUCUCUCAGAAUAUGAACACCAAAUAUUAUGGGCUGCAAAUCUUGGAAAAUGUGAUUAAAACAAGAUGGAAGAUUCUUCCAAGGAACCAGUGUGAAGGAAUAAAAAAGUAUGUUGUUGGCUUAAUUAUCAAGACCUCAUCUGAUCCAACAUGUGUAGAAAAAGAGAAAGUAUAUAUUGGAAAACUGAAUAUGAUUCUUGUUCAGAUUCUGAAACAGGAAUGGCCCAAACACUGGCCAACAUUUAUAAGUGAUAUUGUAGGGGCAAGCAGAACAAGUGAGAGUCUUUGCCAAAACAAUAUGGUGAUCCUUAAACUGUUGAGUGAAGAAGUGUUUGAUUUCUCUAGUGGACAGAUAACUCAAGUAAAAGCUAAGCAUUUGAAGGAUAGUAUGUGCAAUGAGUUCUCACAGAUAUUUCAGCUGUGUCAGUUUGUGAUGGAAAAUUCUCAAAAUGCUCCCCUUGUUCAUGCAACUUUGGAGACUUUAUUACGGUUCCUUAACUGGAUUCCGUUGGGAUACAUAUUUGAGACCAAGCUAAUCAGCACAUUAAUAUACAAGUUUUUAAAUGUUCCCAUGUUUCGAAAUGUCUCUUUGAAGUGCCUCACAGAGAUUGCAGGUGUCAGUGUAAGCCAAUAUGAGGAACAGUUCGUAACUCUCUUUACACUGACCAUGAUGCAGUUAAAACAGAUGCUUCCUUUAAAUACAAAUAUCCGGCUUGCAUACUCCAAUGGAAAAGAUGACGAACAGAACUUCAUUCAGAAUCUCAGUUUAUUUCUCUGCACAUUUCUUAAGGAACAUGGUCAACUUAUAGAAAAGAGAUUAAAUCUGAGGGAAACCUUAAUGGAGGCUCUUCACUACAUGUUGCUUGUGUCAGAAGUUGAAGAAACUGAAAUUUUCAAAAUCUGUCUUGAAUACUGGAAUCAUUUGGCUGCUGAACUUUAUAGGGAGAGCCCCUUUUCAACGUCUGCUUCUCCAUUGCUUUCGGGAAGUCAGCACUUUGAUGUUCCUCCUAGGAGACAGCUUUAUCUGCCUGUGCUGUCCAAGGUCCGGCUGUUGAUGGUUAGCCGCAUGGCAAAGCCAGAAGAAGUGCUAGUUGUGGAAAAUGAUCAGGGGGAAGUUGUGCGAGAAUUCAUGAAGGACACAGAUUCCAUAAACUUGUACAAGAAUAUGAGAGAAACGCUGGUUUAUCUUACACAUCUGGAUUAUGCUGAUACUGAGCGAAUAAUGACAGAGAAACUUCAUAAUCAAGUCAAUGGAACAGAAUGGUCAUGGAAAAAUUUGAAUACUCUGUGUUGGGCUAUAGGCUCAAUUAGUGGAGCAAUGCAUGAAGAGGAUGAAAAAAGAUUUCUUGUUACAGUAAUUAAGGACCUUUUGGGACUCUGUGAACAAAAGCGAGGGAAAGAUAACAAAGCUAUCAUUGCAUCAAAUAUCAUGUAUAUAGUAGGUCAAUAUCCACGUUUUUUGAGAGCGCACUGGAAAUUUUUGAAGACGGUAGUUAACAAGCUGUUUGAGUUCAUGCAUGAAACUCAUGAUGGCGUCCAGGACAUGGCUUGUGAUACCUUCAUAAAAAUAGCACAGAAAUGCCGCCGACAUUUUGUUCAGGUCCAAGUGGGAGAAGUCAUGCCAUUUAUUGACGAAAUACUGAAUAAUAUUAAUACAAUCAUUUGCGACCUUCAGCCACAACAGGUCCAUACGUUCUAUGAAGCUGUUGGAUACAUGAUUGGGGCACAGACUGACCAAACAGUACAAGAGCAUCUGAUAGAAAAAUACAUGUUGCUCCCUAAUCAAGUGUGGGACAGUAUAAUUCAACAAGCAACAAAAAAUGUUGAUAUUCUAAAGGAUCCUGAAACAGUUAAACAGCUGGGUAGCAUCCUGAAAACAAAUGUAAGAGCAUGUAAAGCAGUCGGCCACCCCUUUGUGAUUCAGCUUGGAAGAAUUUAUUUAGAUAUGCUGAAUGUAUACAAGUGCCUAAGUGAAAACAUUUCUGCAGCUAUUCAGGCAAAUGGUGAAAUGGUUACAAAGCAACCUUUGAUUAGAAGUAUGAGGACAGUAAAAAGGGAAACUUUAAAAUUAAUUUCUGGUUGGGUGAGCAGGUCCAAUGAUCCUCAGAUGGUAGCUGAAAAUUUUGUUCCUCCCCUGUUGGAUGCAGUUCUUAUUGAUUACCAGAGAAACGUUCCAGCUGCUAGAGAACCUGAAGUACUCAGUACAAUGGCUAUCAUUGUAAACAAGCUUGGGGGACAUAUUACUGCUGAAAUACCUCAGAUAUUUGAUGCUGUUUUUGAAUGCACGUUAAAUAUGAUCAAUAAGGAUUUUGAAGAAUAUCCUGAACAUAGAACAAACUUUUUCUUACUACUCCAAGCAGUAAAUUCUCAUUGCUUUCCAGCAUUCCUGGCCAUUCCACCUGCACAGUUCAAACUAGUUUUGGAUUCUAUUAUUUGGGCCUUCAAACACACAAUGAGAAAUGUUGCAGAUACAGGCCUUCAGAUACUGUAUACGCUAUUACAAAACGUUGCGCAAGAGGAAGCUGCUGCCCAGAGUUUUUAUCAGACUUAUUUCUGUGAUAUUCUUCAGCAUAUUUUCUCUGUUGUCACAGACACGUCUCACACAGCUGGUUUGACAAUGCAUGCAUCAAUACUUGCAUAUAUGUUCAAUUUAGUAGAAGAAGGAAAAAUAAGUACUCCCUUAAACCCCGGAAAUCCCGUAAACAACCAAAUGUUUAUUCAGGAGUAUGUUGCUAAUCUUCUUAAAUCUGCAUUUCCUCAUCUGCAAGAUGCACAGGUUAAGCUAUUUGUAACAGGACUCUUCAGUUUAAAUCAGGAUAUUCCUGCAUUCAAAGAACAUCUAAGGGAUUUCCUAGUCCAAAUUAAGGAAUUUGCAGGUGAAGACACAUCUGACUUAUUCUUGGAAGAAAGAGAAACAGCUCUUCGACAGGCUCAAGAGGAAAAACAUAAACUUCAGAUGUCUGUCCCUGGCAUCCUUAAUCCACAUGAAAUUCCUGAGGAAAUGUGUGAUUAAAAAUCAUAAAACAAGUUAUGCAGUUUUCUUUCUGUACAGCUUUGUUGUGAUAGAAGAAAACGGCACUUGGAUAUUUGUUGACCAAAAUGAUGCCAAUUUGUAAAUUAAAAUGUCACCUAGUGGCCCUUUUUCUUAUGUGUUUUUUGUAUAAGAAAUUUUCUGUGAAAUAUCCUUCCAUUGUUUAAGCUUUUGUUUUGGUCAUCUUUAUUUAGAUUUGCAUGAAGUUAAGAAUUAAGGCAUUUUAAAAAAAAAAAAUACUUCAUGCCCAUUUUGUGGCUACAGGGAAAGGAGUCAAAACCCAACUUGUAGAGUCUAUUCCAAAAUUAUACAGUUUUCCGUAAGAGUACCAAUUUUUAAUUAGGGAUCACUUUCUUUCUAGUCUGCCCUGCAGCCUGGAAGAAAAGGUAAUGAGUAAAACAAAUUGAGUUAAUUGUUAAGCAGAGGAAUAUAGUGCUGCAUUAUCUGAACAGUUAGCAGCUUUUGGACUGAGUGAUAAGGCUAGGCUAUAUGUAUUUGCAAGUCAUACGGCAAGUUUGCAGCAAGAUCAUGUGCAUAUCAUCCCAUUGUAAAGCAACUACAAAAGAGUAUGGGAACACAGUACAGUUAGUUAUUUUUACACAGUUCUUUUGUUUUUGUGUGUGUGCUGUCGCUUUGUCGACAACAGCUUUUUGUUUUCCUCAAUGAGGAGUGUUGCUCAUUUGUGAGCCUUCAUUAACUCGAAGUGAAAUGGUUAAAAUAUUUAUCCUGUUAGAAUAGGCUGCAUCUUUUUAACAACUCAUUAAAAAAAACAACCUCUGGCUUUUGAGAUGACUUAUACUAAUUUACAUUGUUUACCAUGCUGUAGUGCUUUAAGAACACUACUUAAAAGCAAAAUAAACUUGGUUUACAUUUA